GAGAGAGGACAAAAAACAUAGCAAGGGAAGCUCUAUCAACCCCAAGGCCGCAUUGAAGCUCGAUCACUUGCAGAGGCUAGCUUUAUGGACUGGUGGGGAGGCUUCUAUUCCCUCUUUUGGGGCCUUCUUUGGGCACAAGUUGGCUUCUAUUCAAGAGGGUCUGGAUGUGCCUCUUGAUCCUUAUAUGGUUUCUUGCCAGAGAUGUGAAACAAUUCUGCAGCCUGGCUUCAACUGUACUAAUACGAAUUGAAAAAAACAGGGCAAAGGCACGACGAAGAAGUAAGAAGCCCGCUAAUUUCACUUUCACUCAGAACAAUGUAGUGUAUACAUGUCACUUCUGUUCUGAAAGGAACGUGAAGAGAGGGACUUCACGUGGACAUAUGAAAGCGAUGUGCUCCCUGAAGAUAAAAAAAGCUUCAGAUUUGAAACCUGCUAAAUCCAUUUCUCAGAAGUUUGCCACGCCAAAGAAGACCAGUGCAGAUGAAGUUAAGGUUAGUAAAUUGAAAACUGGAACUCCAACUGCGGAUGAAGAGAAUCCUAGUAUUGUUAAGAUCACUUCAACAACAAUAGUUGAAGAGAUUCUUACUGUGGACAGUCCCACAACUCCCAUGGUGAAACCCAUGGUUGCUUUGUUGGACUCAAAGAGGAAAAAGAGAAACAAAUCAGCAUCAAAGAAACGACCUGAACCUGAAAUCAGUCCUGCCUUAACCGAUGUAGAGAACUCCACCAGCACGACAAACAAAAGGAGGAGAAAAUCAUGGACUAGUUUGAAGGAACUCGCUGAAAGAAAUGAGCAGAAGAAAAACAUCAGCGAUUUGUCAAUUCCUUUCUUUAUGUAA
Fragaria vesca subsp. vesca is the source of this 839-nucleotide messenger RNA. RefSeq lists its product as uncharacterized. The transcript has 2 exons. Bases 165 to 839 code for a protein of 224 amino acids. NCBI's taxonomy places the organism in Eukaryota, Viridiplantae, Streptophyta, Magnoliopsida, Rosales, Rosaceae. The record is from RefSeq and is a predicted model, not a curated record.